AUGAGACCGAAAGAGAAAGGAUUGUCAGAUGACGACAUUGAGAGGAUUGUUAACUUUGAUUGGGAUGCCUCUUCUGACGACGAAAGUGAUGACGAGAUGUAUGACAUUUCUGCAGUGCUAGAGAAGAAUUUGGAAGGGAUCGUGCAAAGAGGGGAAACUAUAGAGAUUGACCUUCUCGAAAAUAUGAUUGCAGAAGAAUGUGAGCCGAAAUCUUGUGUGGCUGAUAAUUGCUUUGAAAAAGUUGACCCCAAGACACUAAAGUGGGAAAAAAGGCCAUUUGCACCUUUGGAGACCAGUUGGGAAGAAAAUACUUUGAAGGUCGACGAUGUGAUGAUGCCAGUAGAAUAUUUCUGCACUUUUUUUAAUAGCCAAGUUUUUGAUUUGAUCACACAACAAACAGAUUUAUAUGCGCUGCAAGAACACGGCAUUGGGCUCAAAUGCACUGUUGAAGAUAUUAAACGCUAUAUUGGUAUUUUGUUGUACAUGGGUGUUUUAAAAUUGCCUCAACUCAAAAUGGCAUGGUCAAAAGAUUUAAAUCUUACCGCUAUAACAGAUUCAAUGCCGCGCGGAAAGUUUGAAAAAAUAAAACAAUGUUUACAUUUCAACGAUAACACUAAACAAUCCAAAAAAGGCGAUUUGAACUAUGACAAGUUGUACAAAAUACGUCCUUUACUAGACAGUCUCAAAGAAAAUUUUGGAAAGCUACCCCAGGAAGAACAUCAAAGCAUUGAUGAACAAAUCAUUGCGUUCAAAGGUCGAUCGUCAUUUAAACAAUACAACCCUGCUAAGCCUCAUAAGUGGGGUCUGAAAAUGUUUACGCGUGCUGGAACCUCUGGAUUAGUGUACGACUUUACGUUGUAUGUUGGUGAAGGUACCUGUCCUGCUUAUGGGUUGGGCCUAUCUUCGGAUAUAGUUUUAUAUUUGGCUAAAGGUCUUCCUAAGGACAAACAUUUUAAGCUUUAUUUCGAUAAUUGGUUUACGUCAGUAAGCCUUCUGAUCUCGUUGAAAGAAAUGGGCAUAUUUGCAACAGGAACUGUACGUAAAAACCGCAUAAGCAAUUGCCAACUACUUUCAGAUGCUGAGUUAAAAAAGCGUGGAAGGGAAUCUUUCGAUAUGAAAUGUGAAAUCAACAAUAAUAUUGCAUGCGUCAAGUGGUUUGACAAUAAGCCAGUUCAACUUAUAUCUUCGUGUGAAAGCAAUGAACCUGUUGGUAUAUGCAAACGUUGGAAUCCAAAGGAAAAAGCUUAUAUUGAUGUUGCAAGACCUGCGAUUGUUGCUUCUUACAAUAAGGGCGAUUUUUCGGUAGGCGUUAAUGCUAAUGAGAGUUCCAGCAGCAACUUAGAGAGUGCAGUGGGCAUUAAUAAUGACAGCUCCACCAGCAGCGCGGCAGUACAGGGCACACCCGUAGAUAUCCCAUCUGUGCCACCACAACAAACAUCAAAAAGAAAGCUAAAUGAUAACGAAUAUGAUAUUCGGCCGGUAACUCUUCGUUAG
This is a messenger RNA of Anastrepha ludens (Mexican fruit fly), 1494 nucleotides long. Its product is annotated as piggyBac transposable element-derived protein 3-like. Lineage: Eukaryota; Metazoa; Arthropoda; Insecta; Diptera; Tephritidae. The coding region runs from base 1 to 1494 and encodes 497 amino acids. The record is from RefSeq and is a predicted model, not a curated record. The transcript is spliced from 3 exons.